AUGGGAGCUGAGACAGGCUUCUCACUGCCGCACCCCCCGCCCCUCCUAGGGACCCCAAGUCCAAGCGGAGAGCGCAAAGAAAGAGGCCUUUCCUGGACUGUAUCUGAGAGCUCGCAGGUUGCUAAGCCAACAGAAUUGGUCUCAGAAAACAAGGAAGAAAUUCUUCUGCAAGAGGAAUUCAUUUUAUGUUGUGGAGUUGAAACCCAUGUUAUAAAAUGUGGACCCUGUACUGACCUCAUAAAUUAUCAAAGUGGCAACCAGCCUAAGCUUCUUAUUUUCAUUAUUACUGGUAAUCCAGGUUUUACUUCCUUUUAUACACUGUAUCAACGUUUUCCAGUUUGGAUUAUCAGUCAUUCUGAGCAUGUCAUGGCCCCCAAAGACAAGAUUCUUACAGCCUCAGAUGAGUCAAAUGCUCAAGAAGUCAAGGACAUCUAUGGACUCAGUGGUCAAAUAGAACAUAAGCUGACUUUCCUGGGAGUUCACAUGCUAAAACAUAUGAAACUUAUGGUCAUUGGCCAUUCAAUAGGCUGUUAUAUGGCCCUUCGGAUUUUGAAGGUUGUUCCUGAGCUCCAAAUAAUUCACGCCUUUCUGCACUUUCCAACAAUUGAGCGCAUGUCUGAAUCCACCCAUGGAAGGAUAGACACUCUGCUUCUUUGUUUGCUUCAUUAUGCUCUCUAUGCUACUGGCUACAUAAUACUGAAACCCUGUCCUGCAUUCAUCAAGACCUUAAUAAUUAAAAUGUACUUUUGGUUCAUGAAUAUGGAGAAUAAACAGACCAGUCCAUAUUUACUUGAACCAUUUUGCCUUGCCAAUGUAGCCUAUUUCGGGGUCCAAGAGAUGAUGGAUGUGGUAGAAAGGGACAACAAAAUCAUAAAAGAACAUUUAUCUAAGCUAACAUUUUACUAUAGAACUAUAGAUAAUUGGUGUUCAGUAAGUUAUUAUGAAGAUAAAGAUUUUCCAGAAGGAGACAUUCAUCUCUGUAAGAAAAAAGUAUCUCAUGCUUUUAGCCUCAAUUUUUAUCAAGAAAUGGCCACUAUGGUAGCAGACUGGCUAAAGGAUGAUCUGUCCAAAAUAAAAGUACCAAUGCAAAGAAUGAAGAGAUAGACAGCUAGCAUAUAGAAGCUGUGUGCUUGCUGUCUCUUAGUAAUAAGUAGCUUAGUG
This is a messenger RNA of Suncus etruscus (white-toothed pygmy shrew), 1161 nucleotides long. Its product is annotated as lipid droplet-associated hydrolase-like. Lineage: Eukaryota; Metazoa; Chordata; Mammalia; Eulipotyphla; Soricidae. The record is from RefSeq and is a predicted model, not a curated record. Gene Ontology annotation, biological process: lipid storage. Gene Ontology annotation, cellular component: lipid droplet. Gene Ontology annotation, molecular function: lipase activity.